Molecule: messenger RNA, 3126 nt
Organism: Fusarium odoratissimum NRRL 54006
Lineage: Eukaryota; Fungi; Ascomycota; Sordariomycetes; Hypocreales; Nectriaceae
Product: protein Ras-2
Exons: 2
Coding region: 829-1536 (235 amino acids)
Biological process (GO): signal transduction
Cellular component (GO): plasma membrane
Molecular function (GO): GDP binding; GTPase activity; GTP binding
Source: RefSeq, a predicted model, not a curated record
AAGCCCAAUGUGCAAGAGCAAGCCAACUUCCUCCAUUUGUCCUUCAGUCCAGUAACUCACCUUCCAUACCUACCUGCCUGCCUGCCUACCUUACCUUAGCAGUCAGUGUCCAAGCAGCUCCACGUCUACGCCUAGACCUAGACCUAGACCAAACAUCUACCUCUUGUCCACUCCCAACUCUUUUUUUGGACGGAUAUUGACACUACAAACUCACAAACAGACUGCUAUUAUUACCAGUCCCUACCAGCCCGGUCCAGUGCGUUCCUUUUUUUUUGCCACUGGCGCUUGUUCGUCGACGUCUGUAGCUGCCUUGCCGCGCCCUGCCUCGUGUCUUUGAGCCUUGCAUUCAUCGCUACGCAUUGAUUUGCCUUGCACUGCCGUCGACCCCCUCCGCCCUCCCAGCUCCCUCGUUUUGACGCCUUGACGCCCACCGCCGCCGCUACAAGUCAGCACAUACCUACCUAGAGUACAGCAUCCGUACCUACCUGCCUCCAUUACGUUUUCUGGUGCUGCUACUGGUACUGCCACUGCCGCCGCUUUCGCUUGGUCACAGCUCUUUGCUCCAUCAAGCCACCCCCUCCUCCGUCUCUCACCUUCGCCUCUGUUUUACUACCCGUGAAGACGACCUCGACCUCACAACCUCCAACCACCUUGGAUAUAUCGACACUGCAUCUUGUGAGCCUCAUUACCGACCACCCCCUCUUUUCUCCACCCUCCCCCUCUCCGGUCCGUCGGUCGCUUGGUUCGUGUUUCUCUCCUGCGAGACCCAAUCUCUCUCCUCUUUUAUCGACUCUACCUUUUGUCGAUUUACUCGACGUCGCCAUCAUCAUGGCUGGACGAAUGGUGCUAUACAAGUUGGUGGUUCUGGGAGAUGGUGGUGUGGGAAAGACAGCUCUUACCAUUCAGCUAUGUUUGCAGCACUUUGUUGAGACUUACGACCCCACGAUCGAGGAUUCAUACCGAAAGCAGGUUGUCAUCGAUAGCCAACCUUGCAUGCUCGAAGUACUCGAUACCGCUGGGCAGGAGGAAUAUACGGCACUACGGGAUCAAUGGAUCCGUGAUGGCGAAGGCUUCGUUCUUGUUUACAGCAUCUCAUCACGAUCCUCCUUCACUCGCAUCAAACGAUUUCACCAUCAGAUCCAACGAGUCAAAGAAUCGUGCGCUUCGUCGCCGUCUUAUCCCGGGUCUCCUAUCUCCGCUGCAAACCCGCAGUUGCCCGUGCCCAUUAUGCUUGUCGGUAACAAGAGCGACCGAGUCACUGAGAGAGAGGUCUCAACGCAAGAAGGUCAUGCUCUCGCCCGUGAGCUCGGCUGCGAGUUUGUAGAAGCUUCGGCCAAAAAUUGCAUCAACGUUGAAAAGGCGUUUUACGACGUUGUUAGGAUCCUACGUCGUCAACGACAACAAGCCUCACGCCCCUCGGAAAGAUCGAGCGGUCGGACGCGAACAGGCAACGGAGAUGCGAGGGGCGGCGAUCGAGACGAAAGACACAGAAAUAGGAACAAGGACCGAAGCAAGUCCAAGUGUGUGGUAUUAUGAGUGGAUACGUCCCAUUACGGAUUGGAAAUCUAUCAGUUAAGAGGAGGAAAAUGAGGCGAACGAGUAGACCGAUUCGCCAACGACAACAGGCCAACGUCAAGAAAUACGCAUGAGGCGAUCCCUCAUCUCUCUUGACAGAGGAUAUGCCCAAUGAUUUGAAGAUGAUUGGUGAGAUACCGUGGGAAGUAUGGAGAAGAUAAGAUCAGAGACGGGCUUUAUUACUUUUCUGCGAUUUCUAGAUGGCCAAUUGCCCAACAAGCAGGGCGACAUGACGACGCAGCAUCGAAUGACGAACCAAAGCAGAAGCAGAAGCAGUUCCGCACCGGCGCACGGCGUACGAACAAAAAGAGGCAUAUUCUUGGGGCGCUAGGUUAUCUGUUGACAUUUAUACUACUAUUUGUUUUGCAAAUUUACGACCAAAAUUUGAAUGGCAUUCCUCUGCAACCAGCAACCUAUCAGCUGGCUCUCACAUCCGUGCGGAAACAUCUCCACUACUUAAUCGAGGGUUUCCAUUUACAUAUGAUUUCGGGUUAAUCGUCAACUUUUCGGAGAUAAUAUCUUGGUAUGGGGUUGGAAAUUCCCAACAUCAAUCAACCCACUACAGAAUAGAGCAGCGAUAAAAGAAUGUCCAUCAAUCCUGAUUCGCAUCUCGGGUCAUGUUUUUUUUUUUACUUUCAACUUGCCUUUGGAUGAUUUCCCGAGUCAUUCCGACGCAGUGUCUAACCUCAUGAAAUUGUGAGUCGUAUACAGUGAGUAAUCUACAUUUGUUUAAGCAAAGACUAGUAGUGGCAGUCACGUCACUAUCACGAACAGGUGAUAUUCGCAAAACCCGAGCUCCUUCUGAUAGCCUGGCCCGGACUAGGACCCCGUCAGAAAGGUACUAGAUGUUUGUUCUAAGGGGAAAAAAAGGGACCCAACAAAGAUGCAACGGCCGAUUUCCCCUCCCUUUGGUGUCUUGUGUCAUGUUGGCUCAUUUACCAAGGGCAUGAAAACGGUGUUAGCCCCGUUAGCAUCGGCGUACCUUGGCAUCUAUCGAGCAGGACUCGGAACCAUGUUCCCUGCCGGUGGACUUUAAAUGCGAGCCUUGAUGCUUAGGAAGCACAGAGCUGAUCGGAGAUGCUAUCUCAUCUAUCGUCAUUAUACAAAAGGCUACUCCCUGUUAUUGUUCUAACUUUGCUUCAAAAAUUCUUGCAACACACGCGGCAUAGCCCUACGACGACCUGAAUGAAGACAGAAAUCCAGUAAAGUAAAGAUCGAUCUUGAUAGCGAAAUUGGUGGGGUUUGCUAGUGUGCAAACGUGGGUGGGUGAUAUGAAUGGGGUGUUGUUGCAGUUGAAAAUGGACGAGUUCGCACUACGCUACAAGUAGAUGUUCAACCACAAAGGUUCCCCAUCAGCAAUGGAGACGCUGUGGAAUACUUCUGUUCAUGAGCAGCUACAGUAGCUCAUCACUUACUGUCCUUGGCUGGAGGAUGGCCAUUGUAUACACCACUCCCACGCUUCCCGGGUUAUGUGAUAGUUAUCAAAUCAUUCACCCCACGUAAUUGUCAUGAACCAUGACACUUCUCAACGACGCCAAAGAGUAAAGCGUG